UAUUUUCCAGCUGAGGUGGUGCCCCAUCUUUUCGGGAAGGUCGUUUCAGUCAAUUGGCUUGAAAAAUGGAUACGGGAGGAGCAGUGAAGACGGAUAUUAUAAUUGUCAGUAAGAACACUCUUUCUAUCUCUUCUACUUCCACAAACCUUGUUAACUCACUGACACACCUUUCCAACGAAAACAACAACACAAGAAGAUAAAAGAGCCAGAAAUGCAGGAAAUACACUCCCUCGGCGGCGGAAGGUUUUUCGGCGGCGGCGGAGACCGGAGAUUGAGGCCCAACCACCACAACCACCAGCAACCCCUGAAGUGCCCUCGCUGUGACUCACUCAACACCAAGUUCUGUUACUACAACAACUACAACCUCUCUCAGCCGCGCCAUUUCUGCAAGAACUGUCGCCGCUACUGGACCAAAGGCGGCGUCCUCCGUAACGUCCCCGUCGGCGGCGGUUGCCGGAAAUCAAAGCGCUCCAACAAGCCGAAAGCCACCACCAACAACAACAACACUUCCUCUUCCUAUGAAACCGCCCCCACGCCGCAACCGCCGCCCCUGUCACAGCCGUCGGAGCGGGAACGUAACUCUAAUUCUCACUCCAGCAGCGAAAGCUCCACCCUAACCGCGGCGGAGGCGGUGUCGGCGCCGACAUCAAACGCUGCGUCGAACAACAAUUUGUUACGCGACAACAUUCGCGAGUCGAAGCUGUUCGCCAACCCCUCUUCGGAACUUGAACAAGAAGGUGGUGGUGGUGAUCACUCUGGCAUUUUCUCUGAGAUAGGGAGCUUGACGAGCCUUGUCACUUCUAAUAACGAGGCGCUGGCUUUUGGCUUUGGGAAUAACAAUAACAUCCUCGAUGCGACGUCGUUUCGGUUCGGUCCUACUCAUCCGCACGGGAAUGAUCAGGUACAAGUGGCACCAGGUAGUGGCCACGGGCAGUGUCAGUGGCAACAGCAGAAUCACGAGGAGUUCGCUGCGGCGUCGUUUCUUGAUCACGCGCUUUCGCUUGAGCUCUCUACGCUGCAGAAUAAAACUGGGCAUGGAGCGUUUGGAUCGUUGGAUUGGCAUGCCGGUUCAGAUCAAGGUUUGUUUGAUCUUCAUCACACCGUAGAUCAACCUUACUGGACCCACACUCAUUGGUCUGAUCAAGACAAUCCCACUCUCUUUCAUCUUCCCUGAAGAAAUUUCUCUUUUUUUUUCUAAUAUGUUUUUUAUAACCUAAGGUAAGAGCAAAGAAUAUUUGGAAUCUAAACCCAAGUAAAAA
Abrus precatorius (Indian licorice) is the source of this 1259-nucleotide messenger RNA. RefSeq names its product dof zinc finger protein DOF5.4-like. Gene Ontology annotation, biological process: regulation of DNA-templated transcription. Lineage: Eukaryota; Viridiplantae; Streptophyta; Magnoliopsida; Fabales; Fabaceae. The record is from RefSeq and is a predicted model, not a curated record. Bases 212 to 1174 code for a protein of 320 amino acids. Gene Ontology annotation, molecular function: DNA binding; DNA-binding transcription factor activity. The transcript has a single exon.